AUGUACCUCCAUCUCCCUCUCAUCCUCUACCUCGUUGCCAGCGCACUGCCCUCCCACGCCAGCCUGUUCUCUCGGGGCUCAGAUCACCUCCUCCAUGGCAUCGGCUCAGCUCACCGUCACGCCGUCAAACGCAGCUCCGGGCUGGCCCACGACCUCCGACGCGCACUCUCCGGCAUCUUGGUCGAGCAAGCGGACAGUGGUACGCAACAUGUCUACUGCGUCAUCGACCCAGAUCAGGCUAUGAACACUAGCUUGACCGGCAAUGGCGGGACCAAGGCAUCCGGGACAACGUCGGCCUCGGCAUCCAGUGCGACUAGCACAGCGGCCUCCUCGCCGUGGAAGCUGAAGCAGGAAUACCAAGGAAAUUCCUUCUUCGAUGGCUGGACAUUUUUCACCGCGUCCGACCCCACCGACGGAACUGUACAAUAUGUCGAUCAGAGCACGGCGACUAGCACGAACCUCACUUCCAUCAACGGCGCGGGGAACGCCAUCAUGCGUGUGGACACCACGCCUAAAGUCUCGGGCAAUCGACCUAGUGUGCGAAUCACGACGAAUUACACAUACACCGAAGCACUUGUCGUGCUCGAUGCGUCGCAUAUGCCUACUGGAUGUGGUACAUGGCCGGCGUUCUGGAGUAAUGGUCCCAAUUGGCCCGCAGGCGGGGAGAUUGACAUUGUUGAGGGCGUGAACACGUAUACGAAUAACCAGGCGACCAUCCAUACCAAUCCCGGCUGCUCGAUCCCUUCUGCCAAUAGCAGCGUGCUCGGCAUUACAGGGACUGUAGUUGGGGGCACUAAUUGUGCUGCCGCGGAAACCGGUAAUCAAGGUUGUGGGGUCCGCUCGACUUCGAAUACUUCGUUCGGUGCAGGUUUCAACGGGAUCGGCGGUGGUGUAUAUGCAAUGCAAUGGGAAGACAGUGGCAUAUCCGUGUAUUUCUUCCCCCGUAGCAGCAUUCCAUCUGAUAUCACCGCCGGCGCACCCCAGCCAUCGGGCUGGGGCGCACCAAUGGCCGACUGGCCUGCGACGGACUGCAGCCCCUCGAAAUUCUUUUAUGAUCACUCUGCAAUUUUUGAUACCACACUGUGCGGCCAAUGGGCAGGGAACGUAUGGAACGACACCGGAGUGCCAGGUCAAUCAGAAAGCUGUGCUCAGAUCACAGGCACUUCGUCAUGUUCGGAAUACGUCCAGAAUAAUGGUGCAGCGUUUGCUGAAGCCUACUGGGAAGUCCUGAGCGUGAAGAUUUACCAGACGAGUUGA
This is a messenger RNA of Fibroporia radiculosa, 1257 nucleotides long. RefSeq lists its product as uncharacterized. The record is from RefSeq and is a predicted model, not a curated record. Gene Ontology annotation, molecular function: hydrolase activity, hydrolyzing O-glycosyl compounds. The transcript is spliced from 7 exons. Gene Ontology annotation, biological process: glucan catabolic process. Bases 1 to 1257 code for a protein of 418 amino acids. NCBI's taxonomy places the organism in Eukaryota, Fungi, Basidiomycota, Agaricomycetes, Polyporales, Fibroporiaceae.